AUGGAUAAAUUCCUGGAUGCCUAUAAUCUCCUAUGGCUGAACCCAGAAGUUGUGAAAUACCGGAAUAAACCUCUCACUAUGGCAAAAAUUGAAAUGGAAGCAGAAAUUUUGAUUCAAUUUUAUGAUAUAUCUGGCUCCUCUUUGCAUUUGAUUGAUAAGUUUUGGCUGUUGACAUUAAUUGAGACCAUCGAGAUGAAGAAAUUCAUUGACAUAGUUUGCUCGCCGCUGCCGCCGCCGUCGCAGCGCCCGGGCCCGGCCCGGCCGCCGCGCCGCGCCAGCCCCGCCCUCGUCGCCAGGCCGCAAGGGCCGCGCGCGCCAGCCGCCGGGGAGCGAGCGAGCGAGCGAGCGAGCCCGGGAGGAGGCGGCCGGAGCGAGCGAGGAGCUGCGCGUGUGGCGAGAGGGGAAGCCGCCGCCGCCGCCGCCCCCCCCCCCCCCCGCCGCCCGUCGCCUGCCCUUCGCGCCUCCCCGCCCGCCCCCCGCGGGAGCAGCACCACGUCGGCGCCGGCGGCCAAAGUCAGUAAAAAGGAGCUCAACUCUAACCAGGACGGGGCCGACGAGACCUCAGAAAAAGAGCAGCAGGAAGCGAUUGAACAUAUUGAUGAAGUACAAAAUGAAAUAGACAGACUUAAUGAGCAAGCCAGUGAGGAGAUUUUGAAAGUAGAACAGAAGUAUAACAAACUCCGCCAACCAUUUUUUCAGAAGAGGUCGGAAUUGAUCGCCCAAAUCCCCAACUUUUGGGUAACAACAUUUGUCAACCAUCCACAAGUGUCUGCGCUGCUUGGGGAGGAGGAUGAAGAGGCGCUGCAUUAUUUGACAAGAGUUGAAGUGACAGAAUUUGAAGAUAUUAAAUCAGGUUACAGAAUAGAUUUUUAUUUUGAUGAAAACCCUUACUUUGAAAAUAAAGUUCUCUCCAAAGAAUUUCAUCUGAAUGAGAGUGGUGAUCCAUCUUCAAAGGCCACUGAAAUCAAAUGGAAAUCUGGAAAGGAUUUGACGAAACGCGCAAGUCAAACACAGAAUAAAGCCAGCAGGAAGAGACAGCAUGAGGAACCCGAGAGCUUCUUCACUUGGUUCACUGACCAUUCGGAUGCUGGUGCAGAUGAGCUCGGCGAGGUCAUCAACGACGACAUUUGGCCAAACCCAUUGCAGUACUACUUGGUUCCUGACAUGGAUGAUGAAGAAGGGGAAGGAGAAGAAGAUGACGACGAUGAUGAAGAGGAAGAAGGAUUGGAAGAUAUUGAUGAAGAAGGGGAUGAAGAUGAAGGUGAAGAAGAUGAAGAUGACGACGAGGGAGAGGAAGGAGAGGAGGAUGAAGGAGAAGAUGACUAACGGAACACUGACGGAUUCCAAUCUUUUUUAAUU
Molecule: messenger RNA, 1359 nt
Organism: Sorex fumeus (smoky shrew)
Lineage: Eukaryota; Metazoa; Chordata; Mammalia; Eulipotyphla; Soricidae
Product: protein SET-like
Exons: 3
Coding region: 1-1326 (441 amino acids)
Biological process (GO): nucleosome assembly
Cellular component (GO): nucleus; chromatin
Molecular function (GO): chromatin binding; histone binding
Source: RefSeq, a predicted model, not a curated record